GUAUCUUUUGUUGCAGGUCACCGGGAGAGCCGAGCGAGGAUGAGACGGGCCUGCUGAUUGGUGUUCCCGGCAGCUGCGCCUGUGCUGAUUGGCCGAGAGGGCGUCGGCUCCUCGGGAUAGUUCUGACCGAGCCCCGCUAAAGACUCGGCUCCACGACUCGUCUCCGGCUCAUUAUCUGCUCGCUCGUGAGUGAGACGAGACUUGUCCUGCUCUCGUGUUUACGUGUGAGUGAAACGAGUGAACUGAAACGGAUAAAAAGCAAAAAAAUACGUGAUCGAAGCGUGAGUGAGUGAGUUGGCGACGCGGCGUGGAAAAUAGUCGUCGGAAAAGACUGUGUGGUACCUGCGUCCCCUCUCGGUUUUAGGCUCACGGGACGCACGCUCAGUUAGUGUAAACCUGACUCCCCUCGCGAGCGGACGUGAAUCGAUGGUGGUCUGUGACGUUUGGGAAAUCGCUUGAAUUAUGGUGUCGGAAAGCAAGUCCGGCCAUCAGCUGGAGGUGUGUCGGGGCGUUUAGUAGUAGGCAAUGUGCACCCGCGUGAGAGAUAUAGACCGGCGGCCUCCCCGUAGUGCCAUGAUGCGGAAUUCAGUGUUUUUGUCGUCGUUCGUGCUCCUGGUGGUGACCCUUGUGGGUGCCACGGACGGGGAGACGGCCAAGGAGGAGUCGCGCUGUGAGGAAAUCACCAUCCCGAUGUGCCGCGACAUCGGCUACAACAACACGUCGAUGCCGAACCAGUUCAACCACGACUCGCAGGACGAGGCCGGCCUCGAGGUGCACCAGUUCUGGCCGCUGGUCGAGAUCAUGUGCUCGCCCGACCUCAAGUUCUUCCUGUGCUCCGUGUACGCGCCCAUAUGUAUCGACGACUACGACAAGCCUCUGCCAGCGUGCAGGAGCGUGUGCGAGCGGGCCAAGGCGGGCUGUGCUCCCAUCAUGCACCAGUACGGCUUUGCAUGGCCCGAGAGGAUGGAUUGCUCGAAGCUUCCAGAGUACGGAGACACCGUCCACCUGUGCAUGGACAAGCGCAACGGCUCGGCGCCCGAGGAGAAGCCGCCCAAGAAUUUCGGCAACCUGGACAAGAAGUGCCGCGGGAAGAACUCCAAGUACUGCCCCAAGUGCCAGUGCUCGUGUCCCUUCGUGAACCUAGAUCCCUCCUACCGGCAGUACGGGCGCUAUCCUAACGAGUCCUUCAAGGUGGGCCGCGUGCCUGACUGCGCGCUCCCGUGCCACGCCGUGUACUUCGACCAGGACGAGCGCACCUUCGCCCAGUACUGGAUCGCCAUCUGGGCCAUCCUGUGCUGCGUGUCCACCCUCACCACCAUCACCACCUUCCUGAUCGACAUGGACCGCUUCAAGUACCCCGAGCGGCCCAUCAUCUUCCUGAGCGGCUGCUACUUCAUGGUGUCCAUGGGCUACAUCAUCCGCCUGGUGGCCGGCCACGCCGAGGUCGCCUGCGACGGCAAGAUGAUCGUCUACAACUACCACCUGGUGCGCCACAACCCGUACGGCUCGGGCCUCUGCACCACCGUGUUCCUGCUCGUCUACUUCUUCGGGAUGGCGUCGAGCAUCUGGUGGGUGGUGCUGUCGUUCACGUGGUUCCUGGCGGCGGGGCUCAAGUGGGGCAACGAGGCCAUCGCCAGCUACUCCACCUGGUUCCACCUGGCGGCCUGGCUCAUCCCCACCAUCCAGAGCAUCGCCGUGCUGGUGAUGGCGGCCGUGGACGGCGACUCCGUGGCCGGCAUCUGCUACGUGGGCAACCAGGACAUCAACAACCUGCGAGGCUUCGUGCUGGCCCCGCUCUUCAUCUACCUCGUGGUGGGCUCGGCCUUCCUGCUGGCCGGCUUCGUCAGCCUCUUCAGGAUCCGCAACGUGAUCAAGCAGCAGGGCCGCACCAAGACGGAGAAGCUGGAGAAGCUCAUGAUCCGCAUCGGCGUGUUCAGCGUGCUCUACACGGUGCCGGCGACCAUCGUCAUCGGCUGCUACUUCUACGAGCAGCUGUACGUGGACGAGUGGCAGGACGGGCUGGUGUGCCCCUGCAGCCCGCACAAGGGGCGCAAGCCGGACUUCUCGGUGCUCAUGCUGCGCUACUUCAUGACGCUCGUGGUCGGCAUCACGGCCGGCUUCUGGAUCUGGUCCGGCAAGACGCUCGACUCCUGGAGCCGCUUCUACCACCGCCUGUGUCCCGGGCCGCACGGCCACACCUACGAGUACCCGACCCGGCCCAUCAAGCAGGCGGCCGCCCCUUCGUGUGCGUCCUUCCCGCCGCCCAUGAGCGCCCAGGGCACCGCCCACAGCGUGGCGUCUCACCUGGGCUCGGUGAACAAGACUCUGCCCCUGUCACACGUAUGACAGGAGGGGGAGGAGGGGGGUUAUUUGGCGGGUCCCCAGAGUGCCAUGGGGGGCUGCCCCUCGAGCGUGGUGGGCGGCGCGCCCUCCACGGUCCACAGUGUCACGACGCCGCACGUAUACGUCGACCCCGGGGACGAGAUCAUGCCCUAUGACCUCUGAGGGGCCCCUCGCCGCGUCUCCAUGACCAGUGACCGCCGCCAGGCACGCCAGGCAGCCCGCGCGUUGUGACAGAUAAACAUACAUGCAACCAGUGUGAAGUGUUUUUUAAUCUCUCUCUCUCUUCUGAACGGGCGCGUGGGCUCGACCCCCUCCCCCUCCCUCCCUCCUUCCGCGCCUCCAGCCUGCUCCUCCAGGCGGCAGGAGGCGUGGGUGCGCCCCGCCGCGGGCCAGAGGCAUUCCGCAGGGGAGCCAGCGAGUGUCCGGAAAGUUAACUGUGAUGAAUGGUAUCCAGAAUUAUCAUUGUGUGUAACGUGUAGGUACUUUGUUUUCAUAUCAGUAGACACAGAUCACUGACAUUGUGCCAUCAGACAGUAUGAGUUCUGAUCAUCAGUAUUUUGGUUGGCAGUAUUUUAUUAAUGUUAUCCAGACAGUGCUCAGUAUUGCACAAAAUAACCAAAAUGCCAAAAAAUUGUUUCAGUGUUCAAAUGGUAGCAGACAGGUCAGUGGGAUUUAACUGCUAAAAGGUGCAAUCAAAAUAUGUAUUAUAUUGAUGUAAUCAUGUUGACUUAUUUAAUGUAAAAAUGUAUAUUUGUGUAAAAAGCCUUCAAACAUUUUUAGAUUGUAAAUAUCAUAGGUUUUAAAACGAUUAUGUCUAUAUGUGCUAUAAAUGUGUUUUUAUAUGUAUUGGCUUUAAGUCGCUCUUUGCAUAUCAGUAUGAAUUAAACCUAUGCUGUGACAUGCC
Messenger RNA from Penaeus vannamei (Pacific white shrimp), 3247 nucleotides. The record is from RefSeq and is a predicted model, not a curated record. NCBI's taxonomy places the organism in Eukaryota, Metazoa, Arthropoda, Malacostraca, Decapoda, Penaeidae.